This is a messenger RNA of Penicillium longicatenatum, 1611 nucleotides long. RefSeq names its product alpha-arrestin. The record is from RefSeq and is a predicted model, not a curated record. Gene Ontology annotation, molecular function: ubiquitin protein ligase binding; protein-macromolecule adaptor activity. Gene Ontology annotation, biological process: ubiquitin-dependent endocytosis. Gene Ontology annotation, cellular component: cytosol; cytoplasm; plasma membrane. Lineage: Eukaryota; Fungi; Ascomycota; Eurotiomycetes; Eurotiales; Aspergillaceae. The coding region runs from base 1 to 1611 and encodes 536 amino acids. The transcript has a single exon.
AUGCCGGGCCGUCUGAUCCCCAACUUUGUUCGGGGCUCUGGCUCUUUGCAUUCGUCGGUUUCGUCGACUCCCAUUCACUCCAACUCCUCUUCUACCACCUCUGUCAAUGAGAUUCACCAUGGCCACAAGAAGCCUGCACAUGGCACACCGGAUCGUGCUCGCUCUCCGGAACGUCGUCUGUCCUUCCACAUGGAUCACUUGAUUCACCCCCACCGAGAUCACAGCAAAGAGAAGCGCCGGAGUAUGGGAAAGUCGGCGCGGUCCAAGGAGCGCCAUGGAAAGGAGGAACUGGCCCCGCCAUCGGCCAAGAUGGAGGUCCUGGUGGAAUCACCCCCCUUGGUCUGCUAUGGAACUCCCGCCACUUCGACCGGUGCCUUAUUCUCCGGCCGCCUGCGCCUUGCCAUCACCGAAGCGAUUGGCCAUGUCACUCUGACCCAAUUUGACGCUCAGCUCAUCUCCAAGACCACUACCAAGAAGCCGGUUUCAAAUCACUGCGCGAACUGUGGAACACGAACCGAGGAGCUGAACAAGUGGAACUUUCUUACCGAGGACCUUUCCCUUAACGCUGGUACUCACGACUUCCCCUUCAGCUACCUGUUCCCCGGACAUGUUCCUGCUUCUUGCAAUGGCUCGCUGGGUCAGAUCGAGUACUACCUGCUGGCCCAUGCCAAGAGCACCACUGGCGAGGAAUUCAACGUCAAGCUGCCCCUGAACGUUCGCCGCGCUCUGAUUCCCGGCAAUGACAAGUCGUCUAUCCGGAUUUUCCCUCCUACCAAUCUCACCGGCCGAAUCGUGCUACCUUCUGUGGUUCACCCCAUCGGUCAAUUCCCCGUCGAGAUGACCUUGAGUGGUGUAGUGGAUAAGGGCGACGAGACUCAGACCCGCUGGCGUUUACGCAAGAUGAUGUGGCGUAUUGAGGAGCACCAGAAGAUUGUGUCCACAGCCUGCCAGAAGCACACUCACAAGAUUGGUGGCGAGGGCAAGGGUGUUCUCCACCAGGAGACUCGCAUCAUCGGCCACAACGAAGAGAAGAGCGGCUGGAAGACAGACUUUGACACCGCUGGCGGUGAAAUUGGCAUGCAAUUCGAAGCCAGCAUCAACCCGACAACCAACCCGGUCUGCGACAUGGAGGCUCCUGGUGGCCUGGAAGUCAAGCACAACCUUGUCAUCGAGCUCAUCGUGGCCGAGGAGUUCUGCCCCAACCGCAACACUCGUCUUAUCACCCCGACUGGUGCCGCUCGUGUUCUCCGCAUGCAGUUUAACCUCAACGUUACCGAGCGCAGUGGCCUGGGUAUUAGCUGGGACGAGGAGAUGCCUCCUGUCUACGAGGAUGUUCCCGCCAGCCCACCCGGCUACUUCAAACUCGAUGAUAACCGCAGUGUUAUCGAGGACUACCAUGGAUCACCGCUCCCGCUGCCUGACUACGAGGACCUGGAGCGACUAGACUCCCUGCGCCUGGACAGUGACUCUACGCACUCCUCCAACCAGUCUACUCGUGGCCAUGUGCGGUUCACAUUAGAUGACCUCACCACCGACAACUCCCCAGGUCCCUCUGCUCCUGCCUCUCGGGCUCCAUCAAUCGCUCCGUCGAUUGAUUCCUCCCGCCAAUAA